AUGAGCGGGCCUCUCCUCCUCUCGUCCCUCUUCCCUCUCCUGGUCCUGGCCCAGCUCCCUCCUCCAGGAUACAAUGGGGGCAGCGACAACCCGCAGGAUCCUAGCGAUGCUGGUGCUGCGGGAUCAUCAAAGGGCGCUUUCAAUCUCUCCGGCGGUGCCAUUGCAGCUAUUAUUGUAGUUGCUGUUGUCGUCGUUCUCGGUUCCGGUAUGUCUAUCGAUUUUUCUCUCAAAGAAUCUUCAGCUAACAACCAUCUAGUCGUAUCCGGAGUGCUCUGGUGGCUCGCAAAGAAGCGUCAAUGGGACGUUCGCGCCUCCAUCCGUCGUGCCUCUCGUCGCUUUACUGGCCGCUCGGCUGUCGACAACAAGCAAGUUCGUGAAAACCGACGCACUGGCAUUCGCCUCAACUCGCCGCCCCCAGGCAAGAACGCCAACAAGAUGCGCGACAUUGAAAAAGGCCUGCCACUCUCCAACAAGGUCCCGCAAACCACCACCAUCAUCACCAGCGUCGGGAAGUGA
Messenger RNA from Exserohilum turcica Et28A, 516 nucleotides. RefSeq lists its product as uncharacterized. NCBI's taxonomy places the organism in Eukaryota, Fungi, Ascomycota, Dothideomycetes, Pleosporales, Pleosporaceae. The transcript has a single exon. The coding region runs from base 1 to 516 and encodes 171 amino acids. The record is from RefSeq and is a predicted model, not a curated record.